Molecule: messenger RNA, 1182 nt
Organism: Papilio polytes (common Mormon)
Lineage: Eukaryota; Metazoa; Arthropoda; Insecta; Lepidoptera; Papilionidae
Product: probable 3-hydroxyacyl-CoA dehydrogenase B0272.3
Exons: 5
Coding region: 128-1045 (305 amino acids)
Biological process (GO): fatty acid beta-oxidation
Cellular component (GO): mitochondrion
Molecular function (GO): (3S)-3-hydroxyacyl-CoA dehydrogenase (NAD+) activity; NAD+ binding
Source: RefSeq, a predicted model, not a curated record
UGUUUUCGUGUAACAUCGGCUUAAGUUAUACUACUUGCCGAGAUAAGUUUUCUGGACAUUGAACGUUUUGGAAAGUGGAAAGUAUUUUUACCGGAUUAAACUUAGACGAAGUGUUAAGAAGUUAAAAAUGAACAAAAUUGUUUCCCUAACUAGAAACUUUUCUAGUUCGUCGUCUUUAAAUGCAAUUAAGACGGUUACUGUAGUCGGGGGAGGGCUUAUGGGAUCGGGAAUCGCUCAAGUUGCAGCUCAAGCGGGACAAAAUGUAACAAUAGUAGAUAUAAAACCAGAAUUACUGGAUAAAGCAAAAAAAUCAAUACAAAACAAUUUAACGAGAGUCGGUAAGAAAAUGUACAAAGAUGACACAGCCAAGAUUGAAAACUUUGUCAAAGAUUCCUUCGAUAGGAUUCAAGUUUCCACUAAAAUAGAGGAUGGUGUUAAUGCCGAUUUGAUUAUAGAAGCUAUUGUUGAAAAACUUCAUGUCAAACAAGAGUUAUUUAAUAAACUUGAUCAGUUGGCACCAGAACAUACAAUACUAGCUACCAACACAUCCUCCAUCUCUAUAAAUGAGAUUGGUGCAGGGAUCAAAAGAAAGGAUAGAUAUGGUGGUUUGCAUUUCUUCAACCCAGUCCCUGUGAUGCGUCUUCUGGAAGUGAUCAAAGGUGACCACAUCUCGGAGGCCACUUAUCAAACAAUGAUGGAGUGGGGCAAGUCGGUUGGCAAGACUUGUAUCACAUGUAAAGACACACCCGGGUUUGUUGUGAACAGAUUACUGGGACCUUAUAGUGCGGAAGCUAUAAGAUUGUAUGAAAGAGGUGACGCGACCGCUUCGGACAUAGAUAUUGCGAUGAAGUUAGGUGCAGGGUUCCCAAUGGGACCUCUAGAACUGGCGGAUUUCACUGGUCUGGACACCAAGAAGUUCAUCCUGAAGGUCAUGCAUCAAAAGACCGGUCUAUCUGUAUUCCAACCUAUUGGUCUUUUGAAUAGAUUAGUGGAGGAAGGAAAAGUGGGGAGAAAGAGUGGAGAGGGAUUUUAUAAAUAUCAGUAAAUAAUCUAGUUUACAUUUUAGUCUACUUAGAAAAAGUUCCUUUUAGAAGAAAUUAGAUAUUUGGACCAGUUGUUUUUAUGCACAAAUAAUGAAGUUAUGAUUGUGUUUUUAUGUGAGUAAAUAAAUGGUAUAUAGUA